AUGGGACUGGCAGUCGCCGACGGCACGUCUGUGGUUUCUCUUUUCAUAUACGGGGCUGAUCAGCAGUCAUUGGUCGCUUCUGUAGUCGAGACGAAAACAGACGAAGCAACAUACAGCAUAAAUUGCCCUUCUGGGACUAAAUCAUCCGAUUGUGGGUUUGAGCCAGGCCUGCUUUAUACUGAGGGACCAACAACUGUACAAUGGCAUUUGCAAACGCCCUAUGACGCUGAUAAGUUUGGUCAUGUUAUUUGCUCAACAGGAGGCACCACGACCGCCGUCUGCACGGAGGUGACACCUACCAAUGGCUCAGCCGCUCAAGCUAGCGAGACAACAACCCUGAGCAGUGACCAAAUUUCUUUACUGGCAGUUACGAUAACUGCUGGUCCAAACGGAACCGGUAUCAACUCUACUGCUAGCGCUACUGAAAGUAGUGUUGCAGCGACUGCCGGUGCAAAUCCUUCUGCUGGAAGCGCUUCAAGCUCUGGAAACACCCCCCCAAUGUCCAUGUCAUUGGAAAUUUUGUUUGGUGGGUUGGCAGUAGGGCUGAUAGCAAUUGCAUUGUAA
This is a messenger RNA of Penicillium angulare, 564 nucleotides long. RefSeq lists its product as uncharacterized. The coding region runs from base 1 to 564 and encodes 187 amino acids. The transcript is spliced from 3 exons. The record is from RefSeq and is a predicted model, not a curated record. Lineage: Eukaryota; Fungi; Ascomycota; Eurotiomycetes; Eurotiales; Aspergillaceae.